UUUAAAUCACCAUACAGAAGUUUUUGUUUAAUUGUGUACGGUAGUUGAAUCAUUACACAACUUAUGAACUAGUAAUACAUAUUCUACAGGAAAAUGAGAAUAUCACCCCAUAAUAAUUAUUAAUGUAUUUCUUCACUCUAUCAUAAUUCAUAACAUAACCUUUAAAAAUUUCAACAGGAACACAGCAUACAUUGCCACAAGUUAUUAAGUUGGACAUUGGACUGAGAAAAUAAAUAAGUUAUAUAUUAAUUCAUAAACUAACUACAGUUUAUGUCUAUAUUUACAACUUAUUUUGAACAUUACCUGCAAAAUGGCUCUUCGAUCUCUCAGUAAACUCAAAUUGAAUAAAUCUCUAGUCAGAUGCUUUAGUGCUGAACCAAAAUUAGUUUCACUUGACGUUAACGAGAAAACUGGAUUUGCAACACUCAACAUGCAGAGACCACCAGUGAACAGUCUCAACCUGGAACUUUUGACUGAAAUAACGGCUGCGUUAACAGAAGCUGAAAAAAUCAAGUGCAGAGGCAUGGUCCUCACUUCUAAAAGUGAUGGCGUUUUUUCUGCCGGUUUAGAUAUCAUGGAAAUGUACAAUCCCGAACCUGAAAGGAUGAAAAAAUUCUGGAUGGCUUUACAAGAUGCCUGGAUAAAAUUGUACGGAACUUCAUACCCUACCGUAGCUGUUAUCAAUGGUCACUCUCCGGCAGGUGGUUGUUUACUAGCUCUCAGCUGUGAGUAUAGAGUAAUAGUUCAAAACUACGGGAUAGGUUUGAACGAAACCCAGCUCGGUAUAGUAGCCCCAACAUGGUUCAUAUCCAGCAUGAAAAAUGUUAUUGGUCAACGUAAAAGUGAAAUAGCCCUCACGACUGGUCACAUACACAGUGCAGAUGAAGCUCUUCAAAUAGGUCUGGUAGAUGAAGUGGUUGCUGAUAAAGAGGAAGCCAUCGCUAGAGGGGAAGCUUUUCUCAAGAGAUUUGGCAAAAUUCCUCCUCUUGCAAGGUCAUUAACAAAAAAAUUUCUGAGGCAGGCGACUAUUGAUGAUUUGGUGAACAAUCGGGAAGCCGAUUUGAAUAGAUUUGUUGAUCUGGCUUUGUUGCCCGAGGUUCAAAAAUCACUGGGAGCUUAUAUACAAGCUUUGAAGAAAAAGUCUUCGAAAUCGAAUUGAUUAUUUUUUCACCCAAAUGUUUUGUAGUUUGACAAGAAAAUAACGGUAUCCAACAAAAUGGAACUAUGCUUCUGAAAAUACUUCUUGGGAAAUUUUUACUCUCAUUUCAUUAUUGGGUACAGGUUCAUUGUUGAAGUUGAAUUUCAAAGGAUAGUAAGAAGUAUUAUGAAAAUAAUCACAAAUNUUUU
This is a messenger RNA of Leptinotarsa decemlineata (Colorado potato beetle), 1347 nucleotides long. Its product is annotated as enoyl-CoA delta isomerase 1, mitochondrial. Lineage: Eukaryota; Metazoa; Arthropoda; Insecta; Coleoptera; Chrysomelidae. Gene Ontology annotation, biological process: fatty acid beta-oxidation. The record is from RefSeq and is a predicted model, not a curated record. Gene Ontology annotation, cellular component: mitochondrion.